UAAUGAACUCUCGGUGCCUGCUAUCGAUAUUUUAACUCCUUGUUGCACUAAGGGCACGAGCGGAUAUGACAGUAAGUGUGUCCGUCUGUUAAUAUCGAAUUCAGAUAUCAUCGACUCGGCAAAUAUUUACGAGUGUGUUUCUAUACUAAAAUUAUAGAAAAGACAAAAAGCAAUUACAAAUAUGGAGAUGGAUACGUAUUUAUACGGUAUCGAAGACGACUUUUUGGACUUUUAUGAUCCGACUGUAGACUAUGCGGAUAGUUUAGAAUCGCCUUGUUCUACGAAUGAAUCGGACACGGAAAGUUUCAGUUUGGAACAUCCGCCACGGACAAAAAAUGGCAAGCGCCCCGGAAGGAAAAUUCAGCAGCGCUCAGCAGCAAACCAACGAGAACGAAGACGCAUGAAAUCUAUCAAUGAUGCCUUUGACAUUCUUAGAGAAAGUAUCCCUACCAGCGUCAAUGCUGACAGGAGAUUGUCGAAAGUGGACACUUUGAAAUUAGCUAUUAGAUAUAUAGGUUAUCUUGCGGACAUGGUUGAAACCAGCAGUGAAUAUUCUCAAGACAGUCAGUACUCCAAAUCUAACCGACCACAAGAGAAGGUCAUCGUUCGCUGUCAUUUUGAUGAUUAUGCCAGCUCUCCUGACGGUGCCAUGGAGUACAUGGGACACUCCUUAUCAUGGGACCAUGUGGAUCAAAACCCCGUGCGAACUGUAGAUAACAAACAGUGUGCUAAAGUGUGGGUGCCAGGACAUCCCUCAGACACAGACUUAUUAAAUCUCUCGGCCACAUAUUCCGGCGACUUUGGAGCUGUGUCGUGACAGCUAUAUAUAUAUGGCUCUUAUCAUUCUUUUGGACACUCUGUGACAUUUUUUCCGAUCACUUUUCAUAUAAUGUCUGCCCAGUUUGUCUGUUCGACAAGCGCGAAACAAUAUUCAAUUUACCAGUAAUUUCUUACCGAUACCGAAAAUGUCUUUAUAUAAGAAUAUGCAAAUUGUUAAUGACCUUAUGCAAAACGAGUGACCUUAUAUGGUAAACCCGUAGUAGUGAUAAGCUGGUUCAAUGUUUGUCAUUGUGGCUUUAUGCAAAUUUGGAUGAGAUGAUAUGGAAAUGACAUUUCAUCGUCAUCGUUUUAAGUCCACGAUUUCACAUUUCAUGAUACACGAGGCUGGCCCUCUAUUCAUUAUAUCGAUUACAACGCAUGCGCAAUAUUUCGAGAUCCUGAGUUGUACGCGAGUAUGUUAUUGUUGGUUUAAAACAAACACAAUGAACAUGUACUGGGACUCGGGAUUAACUUUGUUAUCAUCACGUUCAAUGUUCAUUAUGAAAUUAUAUGUAUUUUUACGAUUAUAUAUUUAUUUUUAUAUGUACAGUACCCAAUGCUAUCUCAAAUCCAUUAA
This is a messenger RNA of Mizuhopecten yessoensis (Yesso scallop), 1396 nucleotides long. Its product is annotated as pancreas transcription factor 1 subunit alpha-like. Gene Ontology annotation, molecular function: DNA-binding transcription factor activity, RNA polymerase II-specific; RNA polymerase II transcription regulatory region sequence-specific DNA binding; protein dimerization activity. Gene Ontology annotation, biological process: regulation of transcription by RNA polymerase II; developmental process. The record is from RefSeq and is a predicted model, not a curated record. Lineage: Eukaryota; Metazoa; Mollusca; Bivalvia; Pectinida; Pectinidae. Bases 182 to 817 code for a protein of 211 amino acids. The transcript is spliced from 2 exons.